Messenger RNA from Oppiella nova, 194 nucleotides. NCBI's taxonomy places the organism in Eukaryota, Metazoa, Arthropoda, Arachnida, Sarcoptiformes, Oppiidae. The record is from the annotation of a GenBank genome assembly.
GCCCGGAGUCGGCGUUAUUAAUGUCAGCAUGUGCGCUAAUGGGAGCGGGAUAUUCAUCUACCCUUCCCUCGUUGUACAACCUAUUGGAGCAGUAUAUCACAUUGAAUAAUAGCCUGGGUGCUUUAUUCGCAUUCAGUGGUGGUUUAAUGGCCACGAUCAAUACCUUGAUUGACACGUUGAAUAUCCAAAAUAGG